GUCGGGGCGGGCGGGGCCGCGCGGCGAAGAUGGAGGAGGAGGCGGGGGGGCGGCGGGGCGCGCGCCGGGCGGCACCGGGGGGACCCCAGGGCUCCCGGGCGGCGCGGGCACAGCCCCGGUGCCCCGGGCGGCGCUGACGGACACGCGGCUCUGCGAGCCCCCCCCGCCGGCCACCAUGGACCCCCAGAGCGACACAGAGGGGGGGUCCGGCCGUGAGCCCCCGCUGGAGCUGCUGCCCCGUGUCCCGCUGCACGCUGCCCUGCCCGCCCCAGGGCCGGAGGGGCCGGAGGCGCCGGGGCCCGAGGCGGGGCUGGACGCGGGGCUGGCGGCGGCGCGGGAGCAGCAGCUGCAGCGGGAGCUGGUGGCCCUGAAGCAGCAGCAGCAGCUCCAGAAGCAGCUGCUCUUCGCCGAGUUCCAGAAGCAGCACGAGCACCUCACCCGCCAGCACCAGGUCCAGCUCCAGAAGCACCUCAAGCAGCAGCAGGAGGCCCUGGCCGCCCGGCGGCAGCAGGAGCUGGAGCAGCAGCGGCAGCGGGAGCGGCAGGAGCUGGAGCAGCAGCGCCUGGAGCAGCUGCAGAGCCUGCGCCCCAAGGAGCGGGGCCGCGACAGCGCCAUCGCCAGCACGGAGGUGAAGCUGAAGCUCCAGGAGUUCCUGCUCAGCAAGACGAAGGAGCCGGGCCCCGGCGCCCCCAACCAUUCCCUCCCCCAGCACCCCAAAUGUUGGGCUCACCACACCUCGUUGGACCAGAGUUCCCCCCCCCAGACCGGCAGCCCGGGGACCCCCCCGUCCUACAAGCUCCCCCUCCUCGGCACCUACGACGGCCGCGACGAUUUCCCGCUGCGCAAAACCGCGUCCGAGCCCAACCUGAAGGUGCGGUCGCGGCUGAAGCAGAAGGUGGCGGAGCGGAGGAGCAGCCCCCUGCUACGGCGGCGCGACGGCUCCGUGCUGAGCGCCUUCCGCAAGCGCCACGUGGAGAUCACCGUGUCGUCCGUUUGCAGCAGCGCCCCUGGGUCGGGGCCCAGCUCCCCCAACAGCUCCCACGGUGCCCACAACGGCCUGGCCGCCUCUGUCCCCAACAUCCACAGCGAGCAGCUCCUGCCCCAGCCCCACGCCCUGGCCCUGGACGGGGCCCAGCUCAGCCUCUACACGUCCCCAUCGCUGCCCAACCUGUCCCUGGGGCUGCAGGCCACUGUCACCGUCACCAGCGCCCACCUCCCCGUGUCCCCCAAGCUGUCGCCGCAGGCGGAGGGGGAGCGCCCGGGGGUGCCCCCGGGGGUGUCCCCGCUGCGCCCCGGGGCCGCCCUCACCGGGAAGUUCCUGAGCACGUCCUCGAUCCAGGGCUGCCUGCUGGGGGUGGCCCUGGACGGGGACGCCCCGGCGGGGCCACCCUCGCUGCUGCAGCACGUGCUGCUGCUGGAGCAGGCGCGGCAGCAGAGCACCCUCAUCGCUGUGCCCCUGCACGGGCAGUCCCCGCUGGUGACGGGGGAGCGCGGGGGGCCCCCCCGUGGGAACAAGCUGCCGCGGCACCGGCCCCUGAGCCGCACGCAGUCGUCCCCGCUGCCCCAGAGCCCCCAGGCCCUGCCCCACGGCCCCCUCCAGCACCACUUCCUCGACAAGCAGCAGGUGCAGCUGGGCAAGCUGCUCCCCAAGGGGGGGGAGCUGGCACGGCAGCCCCCCACCCACCCCGAGGAGACAGAGGAGGAGCUGACGGAGCAGCAGUCGCCCCCCCCGGGUGAGAGAGGCCCCCCUGGCCCCCCGCUCGGCCCCCCCCUCACCCUGGUGUCCCCAGAGGCCGGGGACCCCCCAGAGCAGCCGCAGGACCCCGAGGGCUGCCCGGAGCCGGGUGACAGCGGGGACGAGGCCGAGGCCACCGGGGACCCCGAUGUCACCGAGCUGGGGGUCACCUACAAGCAGGUGUACCCCGAGGCGCCGCUGCAGCUCUUCCCCGCGCCCCCCCUGGGGGUCCUGGCUCUGCCCCACGCCGCCCUCGCCCGCACCCAGUCCUCCCCCGCCAGCGUCAAACCCCCCCCGCCCGAGGCGCCCCCCAAGCACCUCUUCACCACAGGUGUGGUGUACGACACGUUCAUGCUGAAGCACCAGUGCACCUGCGGGAACACCACCAUCCACCCCGAGCACGCCGGCCGCAUCCAGAGCAUCUGGUCCCGGCUGCAGGAGACGGGGCUGCUGGGCAAGUGCGAGCGGAUCCGGGGCAGGAAGGCGACGCUGGAGGAGAUCCAGACGGUGCACUCGGAGCACCACGCGCUGCUCUACGGCACCAGCCCCCUGAACCGACAGAAACUGGACAGCAAAAAGCUGCUGGGUCCCAUCACUCCGAAGACGUACGCGGUGCUGCCGUGCGGGGGCAUCGGGGUGGACAGUGACACGGUGUGGAACGAGCUGCACUCGUCCAGCGCCGUGCGCACGGCCGUGGGCUGCCUGCUCGAGCUGGCCUUCAAGGUGGCCGCGGGGGAGGUCAAGAAUGGCUUCGCCGUCAUCCGCCCCCCAGGCCACCACGCCGAGGAGUCCACGGCCAUGGGCUUCUGCUUCUUCAACUCGGUGGCCAUCUCGGCCAAGCUGCUGCAGCAGAGGCUCAGCGUGGGCAGGAUCCUCAUCGUGGACUGGGACAUCCACCACGGGAACGGCACCCAGCAGGCCUUCUACAGCGACCCGCACGUGCUCUACAUCUCCCUGCACCGCUACGACGACGGCAACUUCUUCCCGGGCAGCGGCGCCCCCGAGGAGGUGGGCAGCGGGCUGGGCGUGGGCUACAACAUCAACAUCGCCUGGACGGGCGGCGUGGACCCCCCGAUCGGGGACGUGGAGUACCUGACGGCCUUCAGGACCGUGGUGAUGCCCAUCGCCAACGAGUUCUGCCCGGACCUGGUGCUGGUCUCCGCCGGCUUCGACGCCGUCGAGGGCCACCUGUCCCCGCUCGGGGGCUACUCCGUCACCGCCAAGUGCUUCGGGCACCUGACGAAGCAGCUGAUGAUGCUGGCGGGGGGCCGGGUGGUGCUGGCGCUGGAGGGGGGACACGACCUGACGGCCAUUUGUGACGCCAGCGAGGCCUGUGUCACCGCCCUGCUGGGCCUGGAGCUGGAGCCCCUGGACCCGGCCCUGCUGCAGCAGAAGCCCAACGUGAACGCGGUGGCCACGCUGGAGAAGGUCAUCGAGAUCCAGAGCCGCCACUGGAGCUCCGUGCGCCGCUCGGCCGCCGCCGUGGGCCGGUCCCUGCUGGAGGCGCAGCGCGGGGACACCGAGGAGGCCGAGACGGUGACAGCGAUGGCCCUGCUGUCCGUGGGCGCCGAGCAGGGCGGCACCGAGCCCCGGCACCGGCCAGCGGAGGAGCCGAUGGAGGCCGAGCCCACGCUCUGACCCGCCCGGAUUGUCCAGAACACCAAGGGACACCCGGAAGAGACGAAAAACACACACAAAAAAAUCACAGUAAAAAAAAAAAAAAUCCAAAACACACCAAAAAAAAACCACUAAAAAAAAAAAAAAAAAAAAAAAAAAGACAAAAAAAAAAAAGGCAGAAAUCAAAAGGAAAACCAGAAAAAAAGAGGAAAAUAUUUUCUUUUUCUAUUAAAAAGAGGAGAAAAAGACAAAAAAAAAAUAUCCCCCCGCCCGUCCUGUGGCCCUGGCUCCCCGCGGUGUUUGCGGUCGUGUCUCUUGUGCAGCAGCGGUUCCACCAGCACCCCCUGUCCCCCCCUGUCCCCUGUGUCCCCCCCGUGUCCCCCCCGUGUCUGCCGGGUCCCCCCGGCGCUGCCAGGACCCCCCCGGGGCUCCUCGAGAUUUUUUUUAGGGGUUUUUCCUUAUUUUCCCCCCAUUUUUGUGUCUCCCCCCCUCGUUCCCUCCCUGGCUCCAGCAUCUGUCCCCCCCCACGGGAGGCGAUGGGAAAUAUUCGUGCCUUUAAGUAAGUAUUUUUUUUUAAUGCCUUAAUUUCCCUUCAUUUUGGGUUUUCUUAAUUUUCUUGGGUUUUUUUUUUUCCCUUCGGCCUCCCCGUUUGGGAAGGGGACAGGAGACAAAGGGACGAGCCCUGUCCCCCCCACCCCCAUCCCUUUGUCACCCCGGCGCCUUUGUUGGGAUCAAUUUUGUCCUUACAGGAGAGGAAAAAAAAAAAAAAAAAGAGGGAAAACCACUUUAUUUUCCUGUUUUGUCACCAGCCGGAGGGGCCUCGGAGCGAUUUUAGCUUUAAAAGAGAGAAAACCACCCAACCCCCCCCAAAAAAAGG
Prinia subflava (tawny-flanked prinia) is the source of this 4229-nucleotide messenger RNA. RefSeq names its product histone deacetylase 5 (gene HDAC5). Bases 176 to 3373 code for a protein of 1065 amino acids. Gene Ontology annotation, biological process: negative regulation of transcription by RNA polymerase II. Gene Ontology annotation, molecular function: histone deacetylase activity. NCBI's taxonomy places the organism in Eukaryota, Metazoa, Chordata, Aves, Passeriformes, Cisticolidae. The record is from RefSeq and is a predicted model, not a curated record. The transcript is spliced from 27 exons.